UCAAGAUUUCCUCAAUAUGUCUGCCUGCAUUCCUUCUCCAUCUCUUGGGACGCGAUCCCAAUUCCCACGCUCACCAGCCGCAGGCAGCUGGGCCCAACAUGGAAGCUAUCGGCGAUCUGGAUCCUGCAGCCUUGUCCUCGAGUGAUCUUCUAUGCUUGCAGCCUCGACCGCAGAACACUGAUCCACCCGCGAGAACCCACACCCGGUCGGAAUGGAAUUCCCACAAGGAGAAUAUCAGACUACUGUAUUGUGUCAAAGGCAGAAAAUUGCAAGAAGUAGUUGAGUUGUUCAAACGUCAACAUGACUUUUUUGCGACAGAAAAGCAAUUCAAGGAUCGAAUUCGUGUGUGGGGGUUUGACAAGAAAAUCAAGAUGCGGGAGAUGAAAGCGAUUAUUCGAAAGCGACACUUCCGGUCUCUACAGGGAAAGGAGAGCAGCUUCGAGGUCAGAGGUCGCCCUGUUGACCAGGCCCACAUAAAUCGAGCCAGUGCAAGAUACGGGAGUUGCCACGCCCCGAGUAGGAGCCCAGACGUAGCCACCCCUCCAGAUGUACGUUACUACACACCUCCCGAAGAAUGGUCGCCGAACUCGACUGCUGUCAAUGAUGUUAUUUUCCCCGUUGCAGAUGAUAUGAUCACCUUACAACAUCUUCUGCUUCAGGAGCAGCAGAUUUCUGGCAGCACCACUCUAGUGAGCACUUUCAAGGAACCUUUAUCGACUGGCCGGGAAUUCCAUUCCAUGAAUUCCAGCUAUAGUUUCAACUCCGUUGAUUACGACGUCAGUUAUGCAACAGCACCUAUGUGGAAUACUUCACCAGUUGCAUCUGUCCAGUUUGGAACCUGUGCAAACUCCCAAUCGUCAUUAGCGACUCACAUUGAUCCUCGUAUCCUCCAAAACGAGUUCUCUUGGGACAGUGUCGAGAGUAUGCCACCACCACAGGCCCCGGAAUGCACCUCGGAUGAGGUUUUUGGAUCCAACCAAGCGGCCAUUCCUGAAGCACACUCACCAACGAAUGCCGAAGCCAGUCCACCCACUUCUGCGCCUGCCAAGCGAUACGGAGCAAGUGAAGAAGACGAACUCAGUCUUAAAUUUGAUAAACUGCACGCUGUACAUGGGCUCCACCACACUGAGACUAUCCGAACGCUAGACAACUUGGCAUCUCUUCUCAAGGCCCAAGGCCGCUAUUCAGCGGCCGAGCAUUUGGCCAGUCAAGUCGAAGUAGCCUGCGAACACACCUUCGGCAAAUACAACCGAACCACUCUUCUUGCAAACAUGUCCCGAAUCGACGCUAUAGCUUGUCAAGGCCGGUAUUACACUGCAAAAACUGAAAUCAAUGAUCUACGCAGGCGCGCUGGGAGAUAUCUUGGCUUUACGGACCUGGCCACUAUCAGCAUAACCAGUCUGAUGUCAAAGAUCCUGUAUGCCCUAGCGGAGUAUGUCGAGGCUGAGAAGCUAGCUGGAGAGGUGUAUCGAGUGCAAUCCAAGAAGCUAGGAAGAUUCCAAAGGGAUACUCUCGCGGCGAAGGCUUUCUGGGCUGUAGUCUUGGUAGCGUUGAAUCGACGUUCUGCAGGCGAAACUCUCCUCCGAGAGGUGGUGGACGAGCAGCGCCCACAGGAUGAUCUUCGGGCUCUUGAUAGAAUUGGAGAUCUGGCUUAUACGCUGUGUAUGCAAGGCCGAUUCAAAGAGAGCGAGGAGCUAGAGUGCUAUAUACUCCAACGUCAAACCCCUAUCUUGGGACCUGAUCAUCCAAACACGCUGCGCACAAUUGUUCGUCUUGGAAGAACACUGAGUCUCCAGAGAAAAUUCAAGGAGGCGAGGGAUAUGUUGAUGGAGGUGUUGGAAAGGCAGGGUCGGGUGCUUGGAGAGAGGCAUCGUGAGGUGUGGAUUACGUGUGAAGAGAUAGCGCGUUGCUUGAGGGAUAUGGGAAACGGUGAUGAUGCGAAACAAUACUUUAGACGAGCUUGGGGAGAGUGAGAGUGGGUGAGCAAGAGUGACGAGGCGUGUAUUGAGUCACAUGAAUAAACCAUACGGAGAGUAAUAGCAGCUAAGAUAACACAUAAUGCAAUAUGUCUCUCUUUGAUCAAUAAUAUUAGAUUGAGGCCCUUCCAAAAUCG
This is a messenger RNA of Hyaloscypha bicolor E, 2113 nucleotides long. RefSeq lists its product as uncharacterized. The coding region runs from base 99 to 1973 and encodes 624 amino acids. Gene Ontology annotation, molecular function: protein binding. Lineage: Eukaryota; Fungi; Ascomycota; Leotiomycetes; Helotiales; Hyaloscyphaceae. The transcript is spliced from 4 exons. The record is from RefSeq and is a predicted model, not a curated record.